GAGAGAAAACAUGGCAGCCUCCACGAAGUACUAGAUUUUCAUCCUGUAUAUUUUGUUUAGAUGUUCUUCGCGUAAAAGAGGAGGUUACAGCAUAGGUUGUUAUGGCAUUUAGGGACCUUUACAACAAAGAAAUAGAAUCAAGAAGGGAAUUAGAAUUUCCGCAACUAAAAGGAUGUACGUAUGUGGAGCACAUUGGAGCCACCCUGUACUCCAAAUCUCAGAUAGAGGCUUACCAGAAGGAGUUGCUAGGCAAUCUCUAUGGUAACCCACACAGUCGCAGUGAGAGCAGCAGACUCUCAACUGAUGCAGUGGACCAGGUUAGAUUCAGGCUUCUGGAACACUUUAACACAAACCAAGAGGAAUACACAGUGAUUUUCACAUCCAACUGUACAGCUGCCCUCAAAACUGUUGCAGAAUGUUUUAAUUUUUCUCAACCAAUGAACAGCAGUGAUACAGCAGAAGAUGACCAAUCACACAUCACAUCUCAAUCAAAGAAAUCCAAGCAUGGUUGUUUUUGCUAUCUCCUUGACAACCACACAUCAGUACAGGGUAUGAGGGAAAGUCUACAGGACAGGGUAUCAGCCAUUAUAUGUUUAGCAGAAGGAGAUCUGUAUAACAAAGACGUCUCUAAAUCACAAAUUGUACUGCAGCACAGUCCAUAUAACCCAGGAAACUGUUUAUUUGUCUAUCCGGCCCAGUCUAACUUCUCCGGCUGUAAAUAUCCACUAUCCUGGAUACAGGAUGUGAAGGACCAGAGACUGGGGUUCCAGAACCAGUUUACUGGGGACUGGUACACGGUGUUGGAUGCUGCCGCCUUAAUCAGCACGUCACCUCUAAAUCUACAGACAUAUCAACCAGACUUUGUCACUCUGUCCUUCUACAAAAUGUUUGGUUUCCCUACUGGUUUGGGGGCCCUCCUUGUCAAGAACUCGUCAGCCUCACUGUUAAAGAAGACUUACUUUGGCGGAGGGACAGUGUCAGCUAGUUCUGCUACAGAAAUGUUUCAUGUAUUCAGACCAAACUUGGCAGAUAGGUUUGAGGAUGGCACUAUUCCAUUUCUAGACAUUAUUGCAGUUAGACAUGGUUUGGAUGCCUUGAAGAAAAUAGGAGGUGGUAUGGGAAGAAUUUCUGGACACACUUUUUGCAUUGCUAAGUAUUUCCAAUAUAAACUUUCUGGUCUUUGUCAUGGUAAUGGCAUGCCCUUGGCUGAGAUAUACACCAAUGGGAACUUCUGUGACCCCAACACCCAGGGAGGAGUGGUCAAUUUUAACCUCAGGAGAGCUAACGGCGAAUACAUAGGAUUUGCUGAAGUGGACAAGCUGGCCCAGUUGUACAACAUUCACCUUAGAAGUGGCUGUUUCUGUAACAUAGGAGCGUGUCAAAUGUUCCUUAACAUAACCUCAGAGAGCAUCAAGAAAAAUCUGAUGGCUGGGCACGUGUGUGGGGAUGACAAGGAUCUGAUUGAUGGUCAGCCGACAGGGUCCGUGAGGAUUUCCUUUGGUUACAUGUCCACCCUUAGUGAUGCCCAGCACUGCCUCAAGUUCAUUGUGGAGAGCUUCAUGGAGAAGGUCCGAGUGAUACCCACAUUUACCGAGGACUGGGACGAAGUAGAGAUAGACGAUGAAUUCUCUCCAGCAGUGAAAACUGACAAAAAGGUGGAACCAGAAAACAAAAUAAGACAGAGGGAAAAUACAGAUAGUGAUAAUAAGUGCCAAACGCUGACAACUGUAGACAUACCCAGGACAAAAGAGAGGAUGGUUCCCUCUACAGGGGCUGUCAGACUGACCAAUAUCUGCCUGUACCCAGUCAAAUCUUGUGCUGCUUUCAUGGUAGCUGAGUGGGAUAUCGGACCUAAGGGCCUGUUGUAUGACAGGGAGUGGAUGAUUGUAUCUGACAACGGAGUAGCCAUAAGUCAGAAGAGGGAGCCCAAACUGUGUCUGAUCAAACCCUCCAUAGAGCUGUCACAGGGCACUCUGACACUUCAAUAUAAAGAUUUGGAGCCACUGAAACUUCCACUACACAGGGAGAAGGGAGGUCCCCAGUUUAACUCGGCUUUGUCUUGUACCAGUAAAGUCUGUAAUGACAGGGUGCUUGGAACUGAUUGUGGAGAUAAUGCAUCAGAGUGGAUCAGUAAAGCUUUACAGAGACCUGGAUGUCGGCUUAUUCAGCAGAACAAUAAUAACACAAGAACUAGUAAACUGAAAGAUAAAGAGACAGAGUUGAGCCAGGAGGAGAGUCUGUCCUUAACCAAUGAGUCCCAGUAUCUACUAUUCCUUAUAUUUACAGCUUUGACCUCCUCCGCAAAAUCAAAGAGAGGCUCCAAGCCUGCUUCCUCAGAUCUUGAAGAUCUAGUUUUACGUUUCCGAGCUAAUUUAAUUGUGGAUGGAGGAUCAAGUUAUCAAGAAGAUGAUUGGAGUAGACUACAAAUAGGGCAACAUAGAUUUACAGGACAGGGUGGGUGUACACGAUGUCAGAUGAUUUGUUUGGACCAGGAGACUGGACAAAGGAGUAGGGAACCACUCAGGACAUUGGCGAUGUGUAGGGGGCGCAAGAUUCCAUUUGGGAUACAUCUCAGAAACGAGAAAGAGACAGACAGUGCCAAACUAAGAGUGGGAGAUCUGGUCCAAGUAUUAUAAACAAUAUUAUAUAGAUAAUUAUAAUUUAGUAGCUAUAUGACUGUGAUCAAAUGUUUACAAAUUUUUACUGCAUUAAUCAGAUUUCAGCUUAUUGCUCAAAUUGUUAUUAAUUUAUUGAUUCAUUGUGAUAAUUGUAUUGGUUUUUUUUUUUUAAU
Molecule: messenger RNA, 2791 nt
Organism: Saccostrea cuccullata (small rock oyster)
Lineage: Eukaryota; Metazoa; Mollusca; Bivalvia; Ostreida; Ostreidae
Product: molybdenum cofactor sulfurase-like
Exons: 15
Coding region: 102-2636 (844 amino acids)
Biological process (GO): Mo-molybdopterin cofactor biosynthetic process
Molecular function (GO): molybdenum cofactor sulfurtransferase activity; pyridoxal phosphate binding; molybdenum ion binding
Source: RefSeq, a predicted model, not a curated record